UAAAAGGGGCGUGACCCAGGUAUGCAUGAACGUUCCUAUUUGUGACACUGCCUCGCAUGAGAGAAAACAUUUCUUCCUGGAAAGUGCACCGAAGACAACAUGGGGAAGAUUGAGUGGGCUAUGUGGGCCAAUGAGCAGGCUCUGGCUGCUGGACUGAUUCUCCUUACUGGAGGCAUUGUGGGGGUGGCAGGGCUGUUCAGAGGCUGGCAGUUUGCUGCCUAUGCUGUGGCAGCUGGUGUGUUUAUAUGUCUGCUUGAAUACCCAAGAAGCAGAAGGGCAAAAGGCACAGGUGUUGAACGGAAGGGACAGUACUGUUUCACUGUGUGCGUGAAAGCUUUUGGGCCUCUGACAAGGAACUACUACGUCAGAGCCUUUUUACAUGCUGCGUUGUGUGUUCCAGCUGGGUUCAUGCUUGCUACUGUCUUAGGAUGCGUCUGCCUUGGUAUUGCCAGCCUCAUCUACCUCUCGGCGGCCAUCCAUGGAGAACAUUGGGAACCCAUUCUCCCAAGAGUGGAAGUCAGGAGGCCAGCUCCAAGUAUUAAGAAUCCCCCUCAAAAUCCUCCUCCAAGACCUCCACCAGAGAUGCGUAGGAAAAAUAUUGAUGACCUGGAGGGUGCCUCUUAUGACAACCCAAUGGCUGUUUUUGAUGAGAAGUAAACCAACUGGUUUCUCAUUCUCCAUGCUGGGCUGAUGUUCCGCUCAAAUGCCAACAGUGGUGCAAUGAACCGUGGGACUUUUGGAAAACACCUUUUAAAAUGGCUGUGUGAAUGUCGUUUUAUUUGUGUUGAGGGGGAAAUAUCACACUGCAUAAUUUGCAGGUGCUAAAUCAAAUCGCCUAUGAUAACUGCACGUAACUUUUAUAUAUUUCCGCUUGUUAUUUUCAUUUUUCUGUUUUUACUUCCUUUUCUAUUAGGUCAUCCAUUGUAAUGCCAUCGCACAAACUGAAGCAUGCAGUGUAAUUCCUGAACGGUAUGGCAAUUUUGCCUGUCUAACAUCUAAACGCUGAAAAAAAAAAUACUCUUUUUCUAUACUUUAUGUAAAUAAAUCUUUUUUUGUCGGAAUUGCA
Corythoichthys intestinalis (scribbled pipefish) is the source of this 1066-nucleotide messenger RNA. RefSeq names its product cytochrome b-245 light chain (gene cyba). Gene Ontology annotation, molecular function: heme binding. NCBI's taxonomy places the organism in Eukaryota, Metazoa, Chordata, Actinopteri, Syngnathiformes, Syngnathidae. Bases 100 to 657 code for a protein of 185 amino acids. The transcript is spliced from 6 exons. The record is from RefSeq and is a predicted model, not a curated record.